This is a messenger RNA of Darwinula stevensoni, 1749 nucleotides long. The record is from the annotation of a GenBank genome assembly. Lineage: Eukaryota; Metazoa; Arthropoda; Ostracoda; Podocopida; Darwinulidae.
UUUUUAUUGCUUUACAGGUGUACUACCUUUCUUUUUGUAUUUUUCAUGUUUUAGUUGAGCAGUGACUUGCUCUAGCUUGUUUUCCUACUUGUUGAUGUGAAUGAUGCUGAAAAGACAUAGCCCGCUGAUGCCUGACUGGUGUUUGUAUGCCACCAUUGCACUGGGCAUAGGAAGCAGCCUUUCUUGGACUGUUGAAGCUGCUGUGAAUCAUGACUCACUCCAGAAUCUCAUCUUCAGAGGAUCUCAGCUUAGCAUUGCAAUCCCACCCACCAAUACUCGAAGAAGAGUGGAGAACUUUGUCUGUUCCAAGAAUGAAUAUCCUCCCCCAAUCAAAGAUCGAGUGGAAUCCUACAAAGUGGAUUUAGACAGUGAUCCCAGAGAUCGCUGGUCGCAACUUGUGAAACUGAAGAAACAGGAACUACAAACGCUUGUUGGAGAUGUGAAGGAAAUACUCGGUGGAAUGCUUCUUGCUUUGUUGGAUGAUGAGCUUCCACUCCUUGCUCACACCCUUCCAUCUCCAUAUCGGGAGGAGAUCAUUGGCAUUGCAGAUGCCACUGGGAUUCCCCUUGGUGAGGUCACACUCUAUAACAUCUUCUAUGAGGUCUUCACAUUCUGCACUUCCAUCAUUGCCAAGGACAUCUCAGGAACUAUCAUCCAUGGCCGCAACCUUGAUUUUGGCCUCUUCCUCGGAUGGGACAAGCAGAACAACACAUGGAGGGUGACAGAGCACCUUCGCCCCCUGGUUGUGGAGACAACCUUUAUCAAGGGGGGACAGGUCCUUUACAAGUCCACUGGGUUUGUAGGGCACAUUGGGAUCCUGACUGCUGUCAAACCGGGGGCAUUCUCCCUGAGUAUUGAUGAGCGGUUUGGCAUGGAUGCUGGGAUCCUGGGGAUCCUCAAGUGGAUCCUUGGGGAUCGCUCAGGGACAUGGUUGGGGUUCCUCACACGCUCUGUCAUGGAAGAGGAGACAACGUAUGAGGCUGCCCUCAGGAGACUCUCUGACACCAGACUCCUUGCCCCAGUAUACUUCAUCCUUGCUGGUCCCAGCACAGGGGCAGUGGUGACACGAUGGAAGAAGAAGUAUGACGUGUGGGAGCUGGACGAUAAGGCUGCUGCUCCUUGGUACCUGGUGGAGACCAAUUAUGAUCACUGGGACAAGCCACCAUUCUUUGACAACCGUCGUGAUCCAGCCAUUGCCUGCCUGGAGCGAGCUGGUCAACAUGCACUCAAUCGUUCUCUCCUUUAUGAUGUCUUGUCCACCCGACCCAUCCUCAACAAGCUGACGACAUAUACGUCAUUGAUGGAGCCAAGCAGCGGGGCAUUGGAAUCCUGGCUCCGCUGGUGUCCUGACCCAUGUCCCACCUGGUGACACCCUCUGAUUAAUUCAACAGGACUCAAUCUCAACUAAGCUCUCCUCAUUUAUCUGAAAUUCUGUGAUCUGGCUUCAUUCUUUGAAUAUUAUCUUAGAUCUCAUCUCAGUGACUCCCAUCCAUUUUGAAUUCCUAUUUCUAGAAGCCUCUCUUGCUCCUAUUUUUCAGCUUAAGAACAGUCUGGACUAUUUCUUGGAUGUCUAGCAUACAAUGGUGGGUCUUGACCACAUGAAAUCUUUUUCCAUGUAAUUCCUGUAAAAUAGGCCUUUCAAAAUAUAUCAUGAGGUCUCUUGAGACCUCAGGUCAAACAGUGCAGAUUGAAGCUUUCUUAGAUUUUCUGGGAGAUACAUAUGUUUUUAUUGAAUAAAAUAGGGGAAAU